Rotaria sordida is the source of this 1681-nucleotide messenger RNA. The record is from the annotation of a GenBank genome assembly. NCBI's taxonomy places the organism in Eukaryota, Metazoa, Rotifera, Eurotatoria, Philodinida, Philodinidae.
GAAUUUUGAGGUAUAGAUUUAUUUCAAGAAUUGAAAAUAAUUAGUUACCUGUAUUAACUUCCUAUUUUAUAUUUAUAUCUGAAAUUCUAACUGUUCAAUAUUUACUUUGAUAAGUACUAGCCUAUUUAAACAGUAAAUCAAUCCAUUAAAUAAUUCAUAGAAAACGUCCAGAUUCUCAAUAAUAAAAAACACUAUCAGCGCAAUCUCUGUAGGAUUAAAAUGUAAAACACAAUGUAGCUGCUCUUGGUAAUUACAGGAAGGUUGUUUUAUUCUAUCUAUUUUAGAACACACUUCUUCACCAUCAUUUUCCUUAAAACAUCAUAAAUGCAUUAAGGAAAGAGUUCAUAUAUGAUAACAAGAUGUUACUGAUAUACGGUUUUUGAUCGUAUAUCAACAACGUCUAUCACGGUCUGUAAUCAUUGUUCAUUACCGUUUGUCACGGUCUCUGAUGUCCUUCAACUAGCGUCUGUCACAGUCUGUGAUGGUCUCUAAUUAGUGUCUGUCACGGUUUGUGAUGGUCUUUGAUUAGUGUCUGUCACGGCCUGUAACGAUCUUUUAUUAGCAUCUAUUACGAUCUGUGGGAGAAGCAUGAAGCAUCUUUUACAUUAUGUUUCACAAAAAAAUUGUUAGAAUAGAUCAUUUCAUUAAAAUAGAAUUUUUCAAAAUCCUUACAAUCGGAAUUAUCAUAUUCAUGUAUAUAUAUUUAAUCAGAUUACUUUAGGAGCAAGAUCUACAUGAUUGAAAAAUUUUCUUCCAAACUAUAGAAAUUUGUUACUAUAAAACAUCUCUCACAAGGCAAAAAAUCGCUUGAACAGGUUAACUUUACAAGGAAUUAUUAGCCCCUGCAUGAUCGAUAUGUGUAAUCGGUUAAAAGUGUACUCAUCAGAAGUUAGAGAUAACAAAUACCGGGUCGGACGUCACUUAACUGAGAUGAGAUCCGGCUGAUUCCAAAUCAAACCAAAAUCAAUUCAAUGCGAUCCGAAAAAAAAUGAACCGACUCGAUUUCUAUCACUUACCUUCAAAUUUUAUCAAAGAUUAGAUCGUUCAAGGCUUAGUAAAUUGUUAAAAUACGACAAUGACUUUACAGAUCUGAAGCAUUUCAAGUUCCUAUUAAGAAGUACUUCGUAUUGAACAACGUUUAAUAAUUACAAAUGUUCCCAAAGAAAAAAAAAUUUUUUUUGUUAUGUCUAAAAGUGUAUUAUGUUCUUUUUGUUAAGGAUAUAUAUGGUAUGGGAAGUCAUUUUUAUGUUGCUAAAAAACUUCGUUCUGGUCAAUUACAUAUAAUUAGUGAAUUAACAAAUUCAAAUGAUGACAUAACAUUAGACAAAAAUGAUCUUUCAAAUUAUCGUCAUAUUAUUGUUUUUAAACAUCCAUCAACGUUACCAGAUACAGUUCUACAAGGUGAAGAAUUCGAACCAAUAAUGUUAAAUAUAGUCUAUGGUUUUCCUGAUGCACAUGUUCAUGCAUCACAAUUACAAACUACACGACAUAUAUCAAAAAAUACUACAUUAUUUGAAUUAAAAAAAAUUCUAUUUUAUGAUUAUUAUCAAUAUGAUGAUCCACAAAUUUUAAGACAAGUUCGUAUGGGUAAAUUAAAUUUAGAAGAAAAAAAUAAUCGUAAAUCACGUCGAGAAUAUAAAACUGAUGAAGAAAAACAAACAUUAGCACAAUUACAUUUACA